This is a messenger RNA of Durusdinium trenchii, 957 nucleotides long. Lineage: Eukaryota; Dinophyceae; Suessiales; Symbiodiniaceae. The record is from the annotation of a GenBank genome assembly.
AUGCGGCAGGAGAGGUUGGAAGAAGCUGCGAAGGCACAGGUUCGCCGUCUUUGUACUUUGAAGAAAAGGCGCGUGGCAUUGAACGUCCCAAACUGGCUGAUUGAAGAAUACCAAAAAAGACCAAAGAUCGAAACUGCCCGGAUGCUCAUGGCCGCCAACUUUGAUAAGGAGCAGUUCAUCAACACGUUGGAGAUCAUCGUUAAAAAGCAGUUGUCCCAAUCCAUCACCAUCGAAUCCCGGUGGGUGAGUGAGAAGGAGAUGCGAGAUGACCUGAAGUGGGCCCGCAUAGCGGGAGCAAAGAAGGCAUGCGAGGCAAAGAGAGCCACUCACAUCAGGAAAAACCAGUAUGAUGGCGUCGAAGAAUUCUACGUGGGCGUUCGCGAGACAGGAGAAAGGAAAGAAGAGGAAAUUCAAGUAUCUGACAAGCCCGCCUUGAACCAUGAUGCAUUCUCUGGCUUGGAGCGCCUGAAGGACAGGGUGGCUGCAGAUGGCAAGGCGCCAUCAGCAGAAGCAAGUGCCGCCAACCAACCGAUUGAGAAAAAACUUCAGAAGUUUAUGGACUCGAUCGUUCAGAAGUCUGGGAAAUGCAGAGCGCUAGUCCGGGACAUCCGCACAGAGUACUCCAACAGCCCGUUGAUGGUAAGGCAAGCACAGGACCUUGAGAACCGCGUGAAAGACUUGGACUCGCAGCACGAGAAAUGCAGCAACGUCAUGGCCAAGGGGGAGAUCCAAGGCUUCCCUCCCGAGUGCUCUGGUGCCUGCGCUGCGGAGGCGAAGCUGCGGAACUGCAAGAAGUAUGAGAAGAAGGACAAUUGUGAUCAUGAACCAUCACGAAAGGACAAGAAGUCCAAGAAAUCCAAGAAUAAGGACAAAGAUGAAAAUGCUGAUGAGGGUGGGAAGAAGCGCUCCCGUCCCAAGGAGAAGGAUUCCAACAAGGAGUCCAAAAAGAAGCGCUAG